Molecule: messenger RNA, 2157 nt
Organism: Scomber japonicus (chub mackerel)
Lineage: Eukaryota; Metazoa; Chordata; Actinopteri; Scombriformes; Scombridae
Gene: ankrd6a
Product: ankyrin repeat domain 6a
Exons: 14
Coding region: 1-2157 (718 amino acids)
Molecular function (GO): protein binding
Source: RefSeq, a predicted model, not a curated record
AUGAGUGAACUGGCACUGGUUCCUGUCCCUCCAUCAUCCUGCCAGGGGUCAGGCCACCGCACGGCUCUGCACCGAGCUGCCAUGGUGGGAAACAGUGAUGCCAUAGCUGCUCUCAUCAAGGGAGGCUGUGCUGUGGACCUGCAGGACAGAGACGGCAACACUGCGCUGCAUGAAGUGUCUUGGCACGGUUUCUCUCAGUGUGUCAAACUACUGAUCAGGGCCGGAGCUGAUGUUCACAUCAGGAACAAGGCAGGGAACACAGCACUUCACCUUGCCUGUCAGAACGCACAUGCUCAGACUGCUCGCCUUCUGCUACUUGGAGGAUCUACACCAGACACCAAGAACAACGUGGGUGACACCUGUUUACACGUGGCUGCUCGCUACAACAACCUGACCCUGGUGAAAAUCCUGCUGAGUUCACUGUGCUCUGUCAAAGAGAUAAACCAGGGAGGGGACACAGCUCUGCAUGUGGCUGCUGCUCUGAAUCAUAAGAAGACAGUUCAGCUCUUACUGGAGGCUGGAGAUGAUGGAAAAAUCAGAAACAAUGCAGGUAAAACAGCACUUGACAAGGCCAGAGACAACAACCAUAAAGAUGUGGCACUUCUCCUGGCUAGAGCUCCUCAGGUACAUCGUUUCAUGCGAGGAAGAACAAUCAGGAAACGAAGAGAAAGACUGACAGCUGAGCGCAGGACCCAGUCUGUUACUAGAGUAGAAAUACUACCAAACAAAGACAGCAGUUCUGUGGUGGAGGAAACACCCAGCAGUGAACAAAUGGAGAGCAAAACAACCACCAAGGUGGGCUCCCCCUACCAGCAGCAGCAUUACCACAAGACCCUAGCUACCAUUAACAGCCCCCAUAGACACCACAGGAAGAGGCGAGUCAAAGAGCAGCCUUUGAAGCCAGAGGAUCUGAGAAAAGGCAAAAAUGACUUGUACAUUAAGAAGAAUCUCUGUGGUGAUGAUGAUGAAUAUUAUACUCUCCAGAAUGGGCAUACCUAUCAGCUUUACACACUGUACAGAGACAAGGAUGGCAGCAUUAGACAGGCACCAGCCAGUGGGUGCAACUGUAAGCCUCUCAUCAAGAAUCUGGAGGGUCAAUUGAGAGCCACACAGGAGGAGAUGAGGCUGCACAUCCAGGGUGUCCAGGAGGAGGUCAACAGCAAGCUGGGCAAAGUGGACCGCCGAAACAGACACCAGAUGAAAGUGUUGGACAUGCUGAAUCAGGAAAGAGCCAUAGCUGAGAGGAAGAACAUGAUUCACAGGAUCAAGCAGGAGGUUGCCCGGGGCAGAGAGGACACCAUGCUGACACAGGCAGUAGUGAGUCAUGAGAUGAAGAAAUGGUGCUUGUCACAGCUGAAGGACAUGGAUGUCCACAUCCCAGCCAAAGCCCAAUACUACAAACUGCUGUCCUCACCCUCUGUGGAGAAGUCUGUGGCUGAUGCUGACCUGGAAUCUCUCCCCCUGCUGUCUGUGGUAUCUGGAGAAAGCAGCACUUCGCUGGCUACCUAUGUAAACAUCCUACCAUCCAAAUCUACCCACAGUCUGAGAGGAACAGAGCAGGAGCAAAUGGGGAGCAGGACAUACUUUGAAAUGAAGAUGGACAGGUCACCAGAUGACUAUGAGAACACAGCCCUGUUCCCUAAACCAGCAAGACGGACCUCAGGGUUCCUGCUUGGCUCUGCUGACACCUACUGGCAUCCUCCAGGAGUGCAAGACAGUCCCACAAGAGCAGUGGUGCCACUGUGCGCAGAGGACUUCUCAAGCAACAGCAGCCAGUCCAGCAUUAGUGACCAGGGACCCUCAAGGAUCCAACAUCAGGGACUAGGCUGUGAUAGACAAAACAGGAAACACUUUGGAGAGCUGGUCAGAGCAGGGAUACACACUGACUGCACCAAAACACUGGAGUUCUUCAUCGACCGUCCUGCUGAGCCCACAUUCAGCCAGGAGAGGAACAAUCUGCAUGCUAUGGAGGUGACUCAACGUUUCUUUGAGAAUGUGUCGGUUCAGUUGGAGCGCUGGUAUGACAGGAAGGUCUUGGAAGUGGAGCAGCAGACAGAGCUCAGAGUGCUUCAGGACAGGAGGGAGCUGCUGCAGCGAAUCAGCUUACUGGAGGAGGAGCUUCAGAGGCUGAAGACCAAUGAGAAUGUUGAAAGCUGA